AUGAUUGUGACACAAGAUGUUAAACCAACAUUGAAAAAAAAAUGUUUUUUAACAACUUGUUUUAUUAUUUUGAUUUUUGCUUCAUUUCUAAUCGGACUUUCGAUGAAUGUAUCACGCCAGACUACAACUCAAUUUUUUCUAAAAUUAGCUCAAGCACCAUUAGUUGAACGACUAUUAAAUGAUUCUCAAAUAAAUGCUACUCUUAAUACUAUUCCUAUCGUUCGUCAUCCACAAAGUCGUACACCAUUUGAAAAUUUUGUCUGUGAUAAGACAAAUAUUAAUCGAUUUCCUGUUUCAUCAACAACACCAUCAACUGAUUCAUUUGAUAUAUAUCGAAAAACAACUUUAGAAAAAUAUUGUAAUAUGGUACCUAUUCCACGACGUAAUUAUAUAAAACCGAAAACAUAUACUGAAGAUGAAGUUGUAUUUGUUAUUUUUACAUCUUCGAAAUUUUUUCAUACACGAGCAACAGCAACACGUGAUACAUGGCUUUCACGUAUAACAAAUUAUUAUUUUCUUAGUGCAACUUCUUAUCCUUAUUUACCUGUAACUGUUAUUGCUGGUGCUGGUGAAGAUAAAUUAUCAAAUAUGAAAAAACUUUUUUAUGGUCUUCAAAUUAUAUAUCAACAACAAAUGAAUCUUUCUAUAAGUCAACGACAAAAAUGGUUUUAUAUAGCAGGUUGUGAUACACUUAUAUUUCCUCAUCAUUUACUUAAACGUCUCGAUGGUUUGGAUUAUACAAAACCAAUUCGUGUUGGUGGUCAUUGGGGAACUUGUGACUGUCUAGGACCAAAUGGAACAAAAAUUCCAGGAGAAUUUCCAUCAGGUGGUGCUGGAUUUUUUUUUAGUAUGAAAUUACUUGAAAUAAUGCAACCACAUUUAACAAAUUAUGUUGAAAAUGUUUGGCCACGUGGUAAUGUAGCAUCCGAUGUUGCACUUGCUUGUCUCGCUGAACAAUUAGGUGUUCGUUUAACAAAACAAGUUGGUUUUUGGGCCCAUGCACCAGCAUUUACAUUAGCUGAAAAUGGACGUGAAAGAUUUCAUAGAGAACCUGAACCAAAUGAUUUUCAUUAUGUUGGACCUGAUGAAAUGUAUGCACUUGAUGAAUUUUAUGUUAAUCAACAUAUGGAUAGAUUAAUCAAUGAUGAAAAUUGGGACGAAUUAAUUCGAGUUACUCGACGUUUUGUAUCUAGUCAUUAUGAAUUAUUAAGAAAAAAACGACGAGAAUGUACAUUGCCAGUCAUAGGAGAAGAAGUUAAAUUACCUACUGGUUAA
This is a messenger RNA of Rotaria sordida, 1275 nucleotides long. Lineage: Eukaryota; Metazoa; Rotifera; Eurotatoria; Philodinida; Philodinidae. The record is from the annotation of a GenBank genome assembly.